AGCGAAAAUAUAAGCUCCUGUCCGUGACCCGGUUCGUCAUGGCGGCCAGAAAGCCUCGCUCGGUGGCCAACCCUUUGGAGUCCGCUAUCACUUCACCGAGUGAGAGGAUACUGAGAGAAUGCCACAGUUUGUAUGUCGACAGCGAAAACGGCCUGGUCAAGAUUGCCAGCAGCCUCGGAGUGCGUCUACUGCCCCCCAGGAAGAAAAUUAUUGUGAUGAUCAUGGGUAACCACUCUGCAGGAAAGAGCUCCUUCAUCAAUUGGUAUGUCGAAGAGCACAUCCAAAAAACUGGUGUUGCCAUCGAAACGCAGGGCUUCACGUUCAUCACAAGUGGGCGUAAAAGAGAAUCAUUGACGGGGAAUGCAACGUUACAUCUCUACCCCCAUUUUCGACCGCUCCUUGAGUUCAAAGGUGUUAUGGACUACCUGUCGGUGGAGAUCUCCACCUCCAAGCAGAAGAAGUUCAGCCUUGUGACCUUUGUGGACACACCUGGCUUGGUGGACGGGGACAUGAUUUACCCUUUUAAUGUCAACAGCGCCAUCACAUGGCUGGGAGAACAGUCCGAUCUGAUAUUUGUAUUCUUCGACCCGAUGGGUCAGGCGCUGUGCAGGCGCACGCUAAACAUUGUGGAGAAACUGAGUGAGAAAUGUGGAGACAAGCUUUUGUUCUACCUCAGCAAGGCUGAUGAAGCUGGCAAGGAAACAGAUCGACAGAGAGUGAUGAUGCAGAUCGUCCAGGAAUUGUGCCGCCGCCAAGGUCUCAACAAAUGUGGUUUUGAAAUGCCAACAAUAUAUAUCCCAAACCCACAGAAGCCAAGCCGCUGUGUGAACCAGAUCCACGGAGUGUGUCAAACCAUCGAAAAGACCAUCAGCCAGGCUGUGCAGAGGACUUUGGACCAGUUGGAGAAAGACUGUGAUUUAAUUUGCUCCACCAUCAGCAACAGACUACAACAGGACAGGACUGAUGCCACUUACAACAAAAAUGUCCGGCUGAACUCGUUCGUGUGCGGUGCUUUGGGAGUCUUCCUUCCUCUUCUCUUCAUCCUUAGUUUUGUUGUGAGCACCUUCUCUAAAGAGCAGCUCAGUGAGCUGAUGGGCGAAGGGCCUGCACAAACCCUGACUAUCUGCACUGGAAUAGUAAUGUACGUAUGGGAUUGGAUUCCAGAAAAUGGACAAGUUGUUUUUAUAAUGUUUUUUGGAGCCUUUUGCUACUUCCUACUUAUCCUAGCUAAACAUUUUUCUGGUCAAAGAAACAAGACUUUAACAAAGAAGGAGAAGAGGACGAUGAAAGAGUACAGUGAUUAUAUCCUGGAUAUCGUCAAAACCAAGAAGGGUAAAUUGUAUGAAUGGUACCUCCAGCAAUGCGUUGCAGAAUAUGACCUUUGACCCUGGGUUAGACGAAUGUACUUCACACUUGUGCGUAUAUCAGCACAGCGUUGAAAGGUCAGAUGUUAGGACAAAAUAUAUGCUGUAGUCUGAUGAAACACUGGGAAGUUUGUAAAGAUACUGACUGAUCAUUCACCAAAUAAUACAGCCAUGAGUGAUUUUUUAAAAAAAUAAGAUUUUUAUUUUUUUUUUUAAAGAUAUUAAAAAGUGCCUUUGUUCAGUAUAGUCAAGAGACUAUGAUUGUAGUCAUUUAAUGAAAGGAGAAUAAAUUUGAAUACCUUUUUUUUUUUUUUUUUUUUUUUAGUUCAUAAAUGUAGCUGGUUCACAAAUUUACUUCUUAAUUUAUUACCGGCAGCAAAAAAAAAAAAAAUCUGUGUUCUUAAACCUAAUUGCACCGUCCCCAUAUAUUGUCUUUGGAAGAUGCCACAAUGUGCUCUUUUAACAAGCAGGUUUUUUUUUUUAACCUUUAUUUAUCCAGGUAAAGCAAUUGGGAACAGAUUCUCAUUUACAUUGCUGACCUGGCUGCAGACAACAGAAUAAAACAAAGCAACGCUGUUGUAGUAGCUGGGCAUUAUUGUCGUUAAUUUUUAUACCAGUAACACUCCUGCCAUUUUUUUGUAUACAAUACAGUGCAGUGUAUCGCAUGUCCAGGACAACAAUUUGCAAACAAUCUAGUGAGCUCCAAUUCAAGAGCUGGACGAAAAGAAAAUCUGCAUUCACAAAUAUAGUAAUGCGCAGUUUUCAUUGAUACUAUUGGAGACUUGUUAAAAAUGUUUGAGUUUGCGGUGGUGCAUUUUACUGAGAUCUGUUUCUCAUGAAUGGUUUUGGUUACCUUAUUGAGCUACGUGACGGGGCAAAAUAUUAGGAACAGCUCUCCAGUGUGAUGCCUUGCUGUUGUACACACAACCACUCUCAUCAAAAUGCACACAUUUUGAAAUGAAUACCUUUCUCACAGUAUCAGUUAAGACUGAGUAUUUCCGUAUUUUCUCAUAUAAUAUUGAGGGUUGAAGGUUUAUUCAUGUACCAGACGGGUAAGGCGUUUAAAGGGCAGGCUUGUAUUUGUAUACAUUUUUUUAUGUAUUUUAAUAUUUUCCACAAAUAAAGACGCUUGAUUUAAAAUUUGUAUUAGAAUAUAAUGUAAUGUAAUAUAUUCUGUACAGUCUCUUUUAUAAUGGAAUGUGUUUAAAAGCAUAACAGCUCAUGUACCGGAUCUCAUUACGUUGUGCUGGUGUCCCAAUGAGUUUAAAAAAACAAAAAAAAUUUCAAAUAAGUCGUCGUGAUGCAGUCAUGACUGCAGCGUAAAUAAUACAGCAAUAAAGUGUAAAUCAGUUUGAUCAUUUAACACUUAAACACCACAGUUUGGCAACCUAUUUAUUACCGGAAACAAAGUUUUACGCCAAACUGACACUCCGGGCUUGAUGUUGACUUUUUGUUUUUGUUUUUUUUGUUUUUUUUACUGUCACAUGAUGAAAUGCUGAGACAAUGGUGUUACAUUUCAAGUUUCCACCAUUUCAGUGCCGCUAUUAUCCCGUCAAUUGUAAAAUUACAUAAAAGGUAAAAAUCCAGGGAUAACUUUUAUUUUUUAGCAUAAAAUUGUGUAAUACAAGUUUGUAUUGGGUAUGUGAUCUUCGUGAGUUUAAACGAUCUAGAUUUGAACAGUAUUUUUUUUUUUUUGUGGUAUGAAAUAUGGGAGAAAAAAAAAUGUCAUUCAAGGAGAAAUACUUUUCUGCCUCAGAUAAUGUACUAUGUCAAACGCACACUUGAACUUUGUCACUUCUGUGAAAUUCAUUAAA
This is a messenger RNA of Phycodurus eques (leafy seadragon), 3178 nucleotides long. RefSeq lists its product as uncharacterized. NCBI's taxonomy places the organism in Eukaryota, Metazoa, Chordata, Actinopteri, Syngnathiformes, Syngnathidae. The record is from RefSeq and is a predicted model, not a curated record. The transcript is spliced from 12 exons. The coding region runs from base 39 to 1385 and encodes 448 amino acids. Gene Ontology annotation, molecular function: GTPase activity.